Molecule: messenger RNA, 1965 nt
Organism: Andrographis paniculata
Lineage: Eukaryota; Viridiplantae; Streptophyta; Magnoliopsida; Lamiales; Acanthaceae
Product: PI-PLC X domain-containing protein At5g67130-like
Exons: 8
Coding region: 152-1468 (438 amino acids)
Biological process (GO): lipid metabolic process
Molecular function (GO): phosphoric diester hydrolase activity
Source: RefSeq, a predicted model, not a curated record
CAGUUUUUGAGUUUGUUUAUUGAAGCAUAUUAUAAAUCUGUAGUUCCUCUGUAAUUUGUAGGCUCUUCCUCUCCGUUUAACAGAAAUCGCAACUCUUCUGCAAUCGGUUUGAGAAAUAGAGAGCGAGAGAGACUCUCUGUUGCUUAUCUGAAUGACUUCAGUUAGGUGCCGAUUCAGGAUGAAUUUCUAUCCUUCGGUGCUGUUCUUCUCGAUUUUUCUCAUUGGUUGUUCCUCUGCUCUCGAGCAAGGAGAAACUUGCGUCGCGAACAAAAACUGUGACUCGGGGCUGCAUUGCGAGACUUGCCUUGCGAACGGCAAUGUCCGGCCGCGGUGCACUCGUCUUCAUCCUGUCAAUCCAUUUUCAAAGGUGAAAGGAUUGCCGUUUGAUCGGUACUCGUGGCUAACAACUCACAACUCCUUCGCCAGAUUUGGAGCCAAAUCAGCUACGGGAAGCGUAAUAUUAUCUCCACAGAAUCAGCAGGACUCCAUAACUAGUCAGCUCAGUAACGGGGUGAGAGGAUUGAUGCUAGAUAUGUAUGACUUCAACAAUGAUAUCUGGCUAUGCCAUUCCUUUGGAGGAAAGUGCUACAACUACACGGCUUUUCAACCUGCUCUAAAUGUCUUGAAAGAGGUCCAGCUGUUUCUCAAAUCGAAUCCUUCCGAGAUAGUCACUAUCAUCAUCGAAGACUAUGUUACAUCUCCUCAAGGCCUGACUAAGGUUUUCAAUGCUGCUGGAUUGAGAAAAUUCUGGUUUCCGGUGUCGCGAAUGCCCAAGAACGGCGGAGAGUGGCCGUCAGUCGAUAGCAUGGUAAAACAGAACCAACGAUUAGUUGUCUUCACUUCUAAAUCUUCAAAGGAAGCAUCGGAAGGCAUUGCGUACCAAUGGAAGUACAUCGUGGAAAAUCAAUGUGAGCCUACUAAUAAACUCCGGGACUUUUUUUACAUCCUAUGUAUUGAAACAGGUCGUUUUGUUAUUACUUUCUUGUGUUAUGAAAUCACAGAUGGAAAUGGCGGUAUGACAGCUGGAUCAUGUCCUAAUCGAGCAGAAUCAUCUCCAAUGAAUGAGACAUUGAGGUCCCUUGUUCUAAUGAACUAUUUUCCAGACAAUCCUGAUCUCGCCACUGCCUGCAAACACAAUUCAGAGCCUUUGAUCACAAUGAUGAACACAUGCCAUCGAGUAGAUGGUAGACGAUGGCCUAAUUAUAUCGCAGUUGAUUUUUACAAGCGAAGCGAUGGAGGGGGUGCACCCGAAGCAGUAGAUGAAGCAAAUGGGCAGCUAAUUUGUGGCUGCAAAUCUAUAUCUUCUUGCAAGGAAAAUAUGACAUUUGGAGUAUGCGAAAAACCCGAGGCAAGUAUUGCUCCAGCUGCAGCAGCCAACAACGAAACCAGCUAUGGAGUGUUCGACAGUCGGCCCGAGCAACUGCAAUGGCUGCUCGGCAUACUUCUCGCGACAAUCCUAUCCCUGUGAGUUCUUGCCAUGCUUGUAACAAUGUGAAUUCAUAAUUCUUUGAUUUCCUGGUAAAGCAAAGUUAGUGUAGUAUAGUAUACUUGCUGCCUUAACAUGUUAAAAAGAAAAGAAAAAAAAUAAUUGGAUAGCAUAAAACAGAGUAAUUGGAGAGGUAGAUGAUCAUAUGUAGUUUCUUCUGCCAUUACAAGCUUCAAGUUGGCAGAUAACAGCAGCUAUGAAUCUUGGCUGGUGGUGAAAUUCAUGACAGAAGAAAAUUUAAAAUGGCGUUACUGUUAAUUAGCUAGCUGCAAGCUGUUCUUGUUGUUUACUUGUGUUAGAGAGUCUUGAGUCUUGAGUUAGAUGGAUGUAUUGUAUGUAUUGCUGCUGCUUACUUGCUUUCGGAUUCUUUCUAUUGAUAUUACCAUAAUCGAAAAAUGAUCUGUAGGAAGUUAUAAAUGCCUGAACCUUGCUUGAUUCAUUUUUUUUUAUAGUUAAUAGCACUUCGGUUACAUCAGUUA